Messenger RNA from Suillus discolor, 1055 nucleotides. RefSeq lists its product as uncharacterized. The record is from RefSeq and is a predicted model, not a curated record. Bases 445 to 993 code for a protein of 182 amino acids. Gene Ontology annotation, molecular function: sphingosine-1-phosphate phosphatase activity. Lineage: Eukaryota; Fungi; Basidiomycota; Agaricomycetes; Boletales; Suillaceae. The transcript has 5 exons.
CUUCUUCUAUUGCAACAACUCUAGUCACAUCAGAGACGCCCCAUAAAAUGGACCACUACUAAACCUAUAGCAACACACCAAUCGGAGCCCACCAGCAAUCCGCAAAUGCACAAUGCGCUCUGUCCCAUUUCUUGUGGGCCCCAUAUUGAUCUCAUCGCUGAUCAGAAUUAGUACAGAGAUACUACGUGGCCUUCUGUCAAAAUCAUGUACAUCCUGUCCCAAUGAUAUUACACCACGAGUGAAGUUAUUCGAACGGUGAUGUCAUAUAGAAAGCUCCCGUCAUCAUGGUGACGUCUGUUUUCGCUGUUCGUGAGUCAAGUUGAUGAUUAAAUACUACGAAUGACCGUCACGCACGCAGUGACUCUUAUAUCAAUAAGAGAGCUGAACAUGUUCUAAACGGAGAGUUCGCUGUUUACUCCCUUUUCGCGUCAAGCCGACAUCGCCAUGGGAGCAGCGUUACCACUAUGGCUCAAGUUUCUAGACGAAACGUCCAAAGUCGUGACUGUGUUGACUGCAGCUGCUCUUCUCUAUACCCGCUCUGCAGGAGUCGCUUUUUUUGUGACCGGCGCAUUGUUAUGUUCAAAAAUUGCUAAGGUCAUCAAGAAGGCAAUACGACAAGAGCGCCCAUCACAGUUCUCUAGGCGUCAAGUGUCAUAUGGGAUGCCUAGCGCACACGCAUCUACAUGCACCUUCUUCGCUGUAUAUAUUACCUUUGCUUGCCUUGAGCUACCUAUCCACUCUGCCUUCCCUCGUUUCGCUAUGUUCGCCCCAGUGGUUGUCUUACCAUGGACAUGCAUGAUAGUUAUGUCAAGGGUCCGGCUGGGCCAUCACACAUGGCCACAGAUUGCGGCAGGAACUUUACUUGGAGUCUGCUGUGCCAGUCUUUGGUUCAAACUAUGGGUGGACGAUGUGGGUGGGAUCAUGACAAUUUUAUCAUCAGCGAAUGUCGAGUUCACUGUUGUCUCACUUAUCUCACUUUUUUGGGUAAAUUAAACGCAGCAUGUCUUCGAUUUUACUUGCAAUAACAUUCCAUUUUGAAUUGAUUUGCACCCCAC